This is a messenger RNA of Artibeus jamaicensis (Jamaican fruit-eating bat), 1919 nucleotides long. It is a transcript of the gene SPMIP1, whose product is annotated as ATP6V1F neighbor. NCBI's taxonomy places the organism in Eukaryota, Metazoa, Chordata, Mammalia, Chiroptera, Phyllostomidae. Bases 447 to 977 code for a protein of 176 amino acids. The record is from RefSeq and is a predicted model, not a curated record. The transcript is spliced from 2 exons.
AGCGCAGAGGAGCGGGAGGCCAUAACUCGAGAACUGGUCCUCUGAAUCAAAGGCGACCAGCUCUGGCAGGGAGGAACGGGGGGAGGCUUGUGCCCAGACCCCUGGCUUCCCUACUUCAGUCUUGGUUGGGGGUGUAGGGGGCCCUGACCCAAGGGACGGAAGCAGAAAGCACAGGAAACCUGGAAGCCUGUGAUACUAGACUGGGCCUGGGACCUGCAGAAGGUGUGGGGGUGGGGGCCCUCAGCUGGUGGGCCUGGCUUGAGGCUGCCUCAGCUAGCAAGGCGGGUGAGGCCUGCUGAGGGCAUGGCGGGUAGAACCCUGGCCCUGUGUGAGGUGAGGCAUGGUUGCCUGGUGACCGCCCCUGGGCAGCCACCUCCUGGCAGCAGGGCUCUGCUUGCUGUGCUCACCUCUCAGCCUUAGUGGCCCUGGUGCCUCUCCUUGCCACCAUGAUGCGGCAACUCAACAUGGAUACGGUGCGGCAGAACUUCUGGAAGGAAGAAUAUCUGAGGGAGAAGAUGUUGCGCUGUGAGUGGUAUCGCAAGUACGGGUCGAUGGUGAAGGCCAAGCAGAAGGCUAAAGCUGCAGCCCGCCUGCCCCUCCACCUGCCCACUCUGCGUCCCGAAGCCCCACUCCCACCCUCACCUGCCCCCAAGGCAGGCCCUUCCAGGGUCCCCAGCCCUGCCCUGGAGGCUCCUGUGCAGUCGGAAAUGUACCCCGUACUGCCAGCCACCCGGGCCCUGCUGUAUGAAGGCAUCUCGCACAACUCCCAGGGGCGCUACCGCUACCUCAACGCCCGCAAACAGGACAUCCCGGAGAUGCGCUACCGCUUCCCCAUCACCACCAGCUUCACCUACGGCUGGCAGCUGGGCCCGCCAGUGAAGCAGGAUAUGACCUUCUGCAAGAUGUGUCACAUCGACUCAUUCUUCCGCAAGAACGGGGCCUUCUCGCCCCUUGACCCCCGGGACCUGGCCCUCUGACCGCGAGUGGGCCGGGCAGUGUGCUGCGGGGCGGGAAGAAGAACUCACCCGCCACCUGGUGGAACGAAGCUGCCGUGUGUCUGUGUGUCUGUGUGUCUGGCUCUCCCAGGCCCUGAGGUUGCACUCUGGGCCUUUUUUUUAAUGACUUUUCAAAAAAAUGUUUUAUUUUAUUUUUAGAAAGAGGGGGAAGGAAGGAGGAAGAGAGGGAAACGUUGAUGUGAGAGAGAAACUUGGAUGGAGAAACACGGAGUGAUUGCCUUUCACGUGCCCACAACCAGGGACCUGGCCUGCAAGCCAGGAAUCAAAUGGGCCUCGACCGUUUGGUUACAGGCAGGCGGGCACUCAGUCCACUGAGCCACACCAGCCAGGGCAUGAGCCUUUUUGAAACAACCUUCGAUCCGCAGGUUGCCCUCUUCCCUUAACCCCCACUUCUUUAAUCAUCCUUUUGAAGAUUCGGCAGCCUUUAGAGAGACUGGGAAGAAUGAGCACUACUCUCCGGGUACAUGCUCCUCGGCGCCAGUGGGGCACAGUAGCUGCUGGAAGUUCUGGGUGUUUCUGGAGAGAGAGCGGCCUGUUAUCCCAGAUGUCAGGGAAGGGGGGCCACCACUAUCCUGUAAACCUCUCCCCUGCACCCCCUCACCUGGCUCCGAGGGCCUGCAGCCUCCCUGUCCUCUCCUGGUGCACCUCCAGUUGCUCCCGCAGAGCGCUUCGCUGCCCCUCUAUGUCCUGGGCAGAGCGGAGCCCUGAGCGCCCUUGCAUCCCGGCCCAGCGGCCCAGGCUCAACGGAGCCAGCAGGAGGCAGCACCCAGACUCCCCCUACCCCACCUCUCCAUGGGUGACAGCGCAAGUGCAGGACGCGUGCACUUCAAAGGGACCCAGCUAGCGCCGGCCAGACCCCUGCUCCUCACUGCCUUCUCCCCGGGGUCUUGCCUGUGACUGGAG